UUGAAAUAAAACCAGUAGGUCAAUGAUGGCAAAACGAAAGAUGUUGAUUUGCUGUCAUCAUGAUAUAUAACUUUAUUAAUUUCUUUUCAUUUCAGGCUGUAGAGAGAAUUAACUGCCAAUUCAUGAAGACAUUUGCCAAGUUAAUUCGAAACAUCGUCACAUCCUGGGACACAUUCUUUUUCAGCAUUGCUGUUAUUGACAAGAGCCCGGGGAAAGCCUGCCGAUCAGAAAGCAUCAAGCUUUUCUACAUGCUAGCGAAAUUCGAUAUGACAGAGCUCGCUAAGAACAUAGAAAAGCAGAAGAAGCAGAUGGAGUUAGCGCUUUCAGACCCUCAGAUGAAUGGUUCUUGGAAAGGUGCCCAGCUAGCUGGAAACAGCUUCAAACUGAAAAACUUGAAAUUUGAAGAACUCUCAUUCACAGAAUCUAAUGACAUCCCUGGCAAUGAAAGGGAACAUUUAGAGACUGUAGAAGGGAUUCUUGAUGAUAGUUUCGAAUACGUCCCUAAACAAACAAGUGACCCUAAGUACUAUCAUCCUAAGAAACGCAGCUCUUAUGUGGCUAAUGAUGCGACAUUAAAUGAAGAGCAAUGUGUUGUUGAAAAUUUGGUGGAAGCGCCAAAGGGGUCGCAUGCACCUGACCAAGUGAACAGUGUAAAACUUCAGGCUGCCUUGAAUAGCAUCAAUGCUGCUACGGCAGAAAUGCCACUGCAGCGCAACUUUACUUCUAACAUGUUACUUGACAGCUCUUUUGGGGAGAAUAAAGUUUUAAUUGAAGCUGAUAGGCCACUUCUUAACCUCGAUAAUGCCUGUCUUUCUCUGAGCCCCACGGUCAUCUUAAAAAGAGCUUCUGGUAGUUUAGAAAAUCCUUUUGAUAAGAGUUCUUCAGUCGACGUAACUCUCAGUCGGGGAUUGAAAAGAAAACGAAACGAGCCGCUGGGUGACGUUACAAACGACUUGAAUUCUCUAAAAAGUGCUUCUUAUGUUGGAAAUAUCGACUGUUAUAACCAGACUUUGAAGAAGAUUAAACUGAGUAGGGAGGUAGAAAAUGCCUUCGUUUACCCAAAUGCAGUCAAAAAUAACUCUGUUGAGGAAAAAAGGUUUAAAGGUCUGAAAAGGCUAGGAAGACGGUUGAAAACAAUGAAAUUACAACUCAUUAAAGGAUUAAGGGAUAGUAAAAGAAAUAAUACAGUGUUUCCAAUUUAA
Molecule: messenger RNA, 1202 nt
Organism: Rhopilema esculentum
Lineage: Eukaryota; Metazoa; Cnidaria; Scyphozoa; Rhizostomeae; Rhizostomatidae
Source: RefSeq, a predicted model, not a curated record